This is a messenger RNA of Cooperia oncophora, 384 nucleotides long. The record is from the annotation of a GenBank genome assembly. Lineage: Eukaryota; Metazoa; Nematoda; Chromadorea; Rhabditida; Trichostrongylidae.
AUGAUUCUGGAUUGGGGGAACGUCAACGGGACAUCUGACCUUGGAUCUUCCAUGGAGCUUGUCAAAUCGUUUUAUCGAGAAAUAGACGAGCUUGUUGACUGCUACAAUUGCCGUGAAGCAUACAAAAAGCUCCAAGUCAUAGGUGAGUCGAUAGCCGAUAAAGCUGAAUGGCACCGAAAAUGUGCUGAAGUCUGCUAUGCGAUCAGUAACAUGGAAGAGAAAGACCAAGAGCGAAUCGAAUGGCUCAGAAAAGGACGAAAGCACGCGUUGGACGCCCAUGAACUCAAUCCUACAAGCAUUGCAAUUUUGAAAAUUCUUUGUUCCACCACUGGAAGGUUGGCCGAGGAGAGCGGUGUACGAGACAAGAUUAACCUCGGCUUUUGA